AUGUUUGUUCGCGCCGUUGUCACACUACAUAGCAGUAUGCGUGUGUGUGAGAUUAUUCUAGUUGAGUAUCAUUUCGUGCGCACGGUGUCUUUUUUUCCUUAUUUGUGAAUCAAUUAUCACAAAAUGUCAUUUGGAACAGGCUUUGGAACGUCCACAUCAGCACCAGCUUCUUCCUUUAGUUUUGGUUCGACAGCAACUGCAGCUCCCACACCGAUUAAACUAGGAUUUGGAACACCAGCCUUUGGAUUAAGUACGUCAACGACUUCAGCCACGAAUCUCUUUGGUACCCCAUCAACGCAAACCACUGGAUUUGGAACUGGAACAGGAUUUGGAUCACCGGCAGCUACAGGUUUUGGUAGUAUACCGAAUAUUGGAUUUGGAACAACUUCGGCAUUUGGUACUCCUGCUACCAGUGGUUUUGGUACUGGAUCAUCCUUCGGUACAACUUCAGCGUCUACGACCACUGGAUUUGGAACUCCUUCAACGUUCGGCAGUACUCCUGCUUCAUCAACUGGUUUUAAUAUAUUUGGCACAACGACGGCCACGACGUCAUUAGGAUUUGGCGGUUUUAGCGGAUUUGGAACGGCAACGACGACCUCUGCACCAAGUUUAUUCAGUGGAUUUGGCACGACAAGUACGGUUCCAUCGACAAAUUUUUCUUCGUCCAUAGGUGGUUUUGGUAGCUUCGGCCAGAAACCUACAACGACAACCGCCAUCACAGGUUUUGGCACGCAAACAACAGGUAAUAUUUUUGGCUCCACUGGUUUUACCGGGUUUGGAACUGGAAUACAAACGCAACAACAGCAACAACAAAUACAACAGCAGCAGCAGCAACAACAACAACAACAACAGUCCAGCGGUAUUUCUGAGGCACUUUAUAACGCUGUGUUCAAUUGUCAAUUAUACAAUGACGAGCGAGAUAAUACAAUUGCCAGAUGGAACCUCAUUCAAGCAUUGUGGGGUACCGGAAAGGCAUAUUAUUCGGUAAAUGCACCGCCUAUCGAUUUAGAUCAAGAAAAUCCAUUAUGUAGAUUUAAGGCCAUUGGCUAUAGCCGUAUUCCCGACGCCGAUAAUAACGAUGGAUUGGUUGUACUUUGUUUUAAAAAGAAAGAGAAAAAUGUGACAGAAGGGAAACAACAAUUAAUUGCAUUUUUAAACGGCAUCCUUGGAAAUAAACCUAACCUGACAGUGAUAAUUGAUAGUAUUAAGUCUACAGGAAAAAAUAAAAGUCAAGUGACUAUCUUUAUUUCUGAAAAAGGAGUAACUGGAAGUUCGAGAAAGAUUCCCGCUACUGAAUUGGUCGCAUAUCUUUCUCUGCCCAUGCAAAAACAGCAACUUGUACAAAAUGGCGUGAAGGACUUGUUUCCGUUCGUUAAACUCGAUCCUACUCAAUUGAAGGAAUAUUUAGAUAAUCCGCCUUGUUCGAUUGAUCCACGAUUGUGGAAGCAGGCUCAAUUGGACAAUCCAAAUCCUGAGAUGUAUAUACCCGUACCGAUGAUAGGCUUUCAGCAAGUUAAAUACAGACUGAAAUGUCAAAAGGAAGAGACCGCUAGGCAUAGAGCUUUUCUAGAUAUGGCUGCGGAGAGAAUUCAAGGUUUACAAAGGCAACAUACCGCUACGCAGGCAAGGUUAAAGGAACAUAGGAGAAUAUUAUUAGAACUACAGCACAGAGUAUUACAGGUAUUGGUACGUCAGGAAAUUACGCGUAAGGUCGGUUUGUCAUUACAACCAGAGGAAGAAGUUUUGACGCGUAGAUUCGAAGCUAUGCAUUCUCAAAUAAGUGCACCUACACAAUUUAAAGGAAGAAUCAGCGAAAUGUUGUCUCAGCUUAGAAUGAGACGACAUAUAGAUAGUCAAAAUCAAGAAAGGUAUACGAUGGAUCCGAUAGCGCAAGACGACAUUAAAACGUAUUUAAGCAUGGAGCAGCAGGGGAUGGCUCAACUUAUCGAUACGAUAAAUGCCGACUUGGAAAGUUUAAAAAUCAUUAAGGACGGUAUGUCGGAUCUUCUAUUGAGUCAUAGUAUACCCUGAGGAACAUUAUAGCAAAGAGUAUGAAAUUAUGCGAAUGCGUUCGCUCGACAGAUUGUGAUAUGUUGAUCGCAUCGGAUAACAUGUCGACAGUGUUGUUGUACAAACUAUUGCGAUUCGAUCGAAGUUUGCGGGAGUUCGCCGAAUACUUCAUCCAGUACGUUUGUUAACAACUGGUGCCAUAUGUGUUAUCAUUCCAUAAGUCUGUCUGUCUAUCAUUAAAAAUGAUUAAAAUGCAGCAAAACAAAAAGAAAAAGAGAACAAAAAGAAAAGGUUUCCAUUUGUAGUAGAUGCAUAUUAAUUUUGUUACACUUAAAUAUGAUAUAUUAAGUGCAUUGUCUGCUGCUUACGUCGUUGUACACGUGUUUAUUAAGAAACAGUACGAUGGUGAAAGGUCUACGCAUCAAGUCAUUUCAUUAUUGUUGAAGGAAGAAGGAUUAUGCGAUGCCGAGGAAAAAGAAUGAGAGUGUUGGGGAUUUGUUACAUUUAAAAGGAAUAAAUGAUUUUUACAUAAA
Molecule: messenger RNA, 2543 nt
Organism: Vespa velutina
Lineage: Eukaryota; Metazoa; Arthropoda; Insecta; Hymenoptera; Vespidae
Gene: Nup54
Product: probable nucleoporin Nup54
Exons: 4
Coding region: 124-2031 (635 amino acids)
Biological process (GO): protein localization to nuclear inner membrane; nuclear pore organization; NLS-bearing protein import into nucleus
Cellular component (GO): nuclear pore; nuclear pore central transport channel
Molecular function (GO): structural constituent of nuclear pore
Source: RefSeq, a predicted model, not a curated record